Penicillium waksmanii is the source of this 231-nucleotide messenger RNA. RefSeq names its product hypervirulence associated TUDOR domain-containing protein. Bases 1 to 231 code for a protein of 76 amino acids. Lineage: Eukaryota; Fungi; Ascomycota; Eurotiomycetes; Eurotiales; Aspergillaceae. The transcript has 3 exons. The record is from RefSeq and is a predicted model, not a curated record.
AUGCCUCACUUCAAGGAAGGACAGCGAGUCAACUACAAGCCUGUCGGCGGACCAAACUCUAAUACCAACAAGAGUACUGGCGUGAUUCACAAUGUCUGCACCUCAAAGUCUAGUUUGACCGGCCGCAUCGUGGAGGCAUCGGAAACAGAGCCGUGCUACGAGGUCGAGAAUGUGAACACACACAAGAGAUCUGCCGUUAAAGAGAAGAACAUCAUUGGGCCCGCCGAAUGA